GUUGCAAUCCCAAUCUUAGUGGGGAGUAUCGUCUCCAUGUUUGCUGCUGGUUUCAUUUUCCUAUGCUACCUGCUCCUGCCGCCCCAACGACAUUUCAGACACACAUUAAUCUUGAACCUUGCUGCAGCUGAUUUUAUCAACGCCACGAAUAACUCCAUUUCUGGCAUCUAUGCAAUUAUACACAAAUCAAUUCCAGCGGGUCCGGCCUGCACGUUUAACGGAUGGCUAGGCCAGUUGACAGUCCAGGCAACUGACUUCUCGAUCUUUUUCAUCACGAUUGCAACUGUGAUUACUCUUCGAAGAUGGAACUAUCAUCCUGAGGCACAACGCAAAACCAAGAUUCUCAUCUCAUGUUGGAUCUGGGCUGUGCCACUCAUGACCAGCACUACAGCUCUCGUGCUCAACAAAUACACACCAGUCAGCGGUAACUGGUGCUGGAUCAGCCCAGAACCCGCUUACCUUCGCUAUGUGUUGGGGCAUGGCUGGCGCUUGUCCAUAAUUCUAACUACAGUGGCUCUCUACCUCUACCUCUUUAUCUACAUCCACCGCCAUUUCUCAUCUCUGCGCGAAAUAUCAGCCUUGAACGUGUAUGAAGAUCACGUACUCUCUCAAACGCAGCAAUGGUCCGAGUCCGACAAGGACCAACAUCAUGACAAUAUCUACAUACACAAUGACUUCGAGGUUUAUGAAGAAUAUACUGACUUCGAUUGGGAAAUCGACGAACCUGAAACCCAAUACAAUAGUCCCCCACCUUCGCCAUUCAAAGUAAUCAAACAGACAAUUCAUCCCAAUGCCUCCACCCGAGCCGAGGAUACAGUCACCAGUCAGACAUCUCUCCUACUCAGUCGAGACCCUCUUGCAUUGGUCCCUCGGCCUCCUCAAAGUAACUUGACCACAACUGCUACAUCAACAAAUCCUCCACUAAGGGUUCUGAAGUCAAGAGAAGUGCACAUACAGAAACUGCUCCUAUUCAACGCAUAUCCGAUCGGAUACGUGCUGUUAUGGAUCCCAGGAAUCAUGAACCGAUUCGCAGAGCUCAGCGGAUAUAGCUCUAGGGCUUUGGCAAUUGCACAAGCAAGUACACAGUUUGUCGGACUAGCAAAUGCCUGUGAGUAU
This is a messenger RNA of Mollisia scopiformis, 1116 nucleotides long. RefSeq lists its product as uncharacterized. Gene Ontology annotation, biological process: adenylate cyclase-activating G protein-coupled receptor signaling pathway. The record is from RefSeq and is a predicted model, not a curated record. The annotation marks the transcript as partial. Gene Ontology annotation, molecular function: G protein-coupled receptor activity. The transcript has 5 exons. Lineage: Eukaryota; Fungi; Ascomycota; Leotiomycetes; Helotiales; Mollisiaceae. Gene Ontology annotation, cellular component: plasma membrane.